GAAUCGGUCGAUGUGUCCAGAAAUAAAUGAUCUGAGAUGAUCGGUUGUUAUUAGUGGUGCACUCGAUAGUGAUCUGGUGGUGAUGCUUGACCGAGAGCCUUGACCUAGGAGCGCAUAAUCAUUUACUAUGAGUACUUCCUUGAGUAAACACUAGUAAAUAAAAGGUAUGUAAUUCGGAAUAACAAAAGUUCAACGCUCGUUGUUUUCAGGAAGUGUACUUCGUACUUCCAUAAGAAAAGAAAUUGAAUGGAGCAAAUGACCAACUUAGUAAAAAUGCGAUAAACCAUGCUCAAUCGUUUGCAAUGCAUGAAUAUAUGUAAUUAUAACAUUUAGGUACAAUACAAAAUAUGAUGCUACUAAAAGUUUGUUUUGCACAAUCAUAGUUACUUGCCCUGCUUAGGCCAUGUCCUUGAGAACGUUACUAUUACCACUUAAUAGUUUCGGUUACUAGAAUUUCAGCGAUCUAUACUCUCAUCAUAUGGUACUUUGGGAUAUUCGUCCGUCCGUGAUGGUAUUGCCUAAAAACUAAUCAAUAAAACCCAAUGGCUGACAUUAGUAAAUCGCUUGAUGACAAUGUUGUCAUUUCACGUCGUACGUUGAACACAUUUGGUGGCGUGUUUUGCUCUGUAACAUUAUCCCAGUUCAGUAGCGUGAUAUUUCUACGUUUAGGGUUUAUUAUUGCUCAUGCUGGUUUGCUGGAAAGUAUAUUACAACUAUUACUAUCCUAUUUCAUCCUGUUGCUGACUGUAUUUUCUAUAUGCGCAAUUAGUACAAAUGGGGCAGUUGAAGGAGGAGGUGUAUAUUUCAUGCUUAGUAGGACUUUAGGCCCUGAAUUCGGUGGAGCUAUUGGAUCGAUAUUUUUCCUCGCACAAGUUUGUAGUGCUGCUUUGUAUAUAGCGGGAUUAGUGGAAGCUGUGCUCAUAAAUUUCGGUCCUGGAGGUAUUUUAUUCAAUGGGGUACUACCUGGUGAAAAUCACUGGUGGAGUUACCUGUAUGCCAUAGUUAUUCUUGCACUUUGUAUGUCUAUCCUAUUAAUUGGUAGUCAAAUGUUUGCUCGUGCUCUGUACUUCAUUCUUGCAGUUGUGGUUAUUGUUAUUAUCUGCGUAUUUGCUAGUUUCUUUCUACAACCAAAAUUGAUACCUUUGCCAAGAUCUAAUUCGCUUAUUUAUAAUUCAUCAACAUCAAAUAAUAUAACUAUAUUUGCCGAGUUUACUGGCUUAAAUGGGAAUACAUUCAAAGAAAAUAUUUAUCCUAUGUAUUCAAUUGAUUAUACCACUGGUUCAUUGACGUCUUUCGUCAUUGUUUUCUCCGUAUUAUUUUCUGGUGUAACUGGGAUAAUGAACGGUGCAAAUGUAUCUGGUGAAUUAAAGAAUCCUUCUCGUUCAAUCCCUUUGGGAACUCUAUCUGCUUUACUUUGUACAUUGUUAAUUUAUCUCGUUAUGAUGAUAUUCUCAGCUUCUUCUAACAGCCGAUAUCUGUUAUUAAAUAACAAUAUAUUUAUGCAAUCAAUUAGUUUUUGGCAACCAAUCGUUGUAAUAGGUGUUUUUGCCACUACAUUAUCAGCAGCUUUAGGCAAUCUUAUUGGAGCUUCACGUAUAUUGGAGGCGAUAGCUCGUGAUGAAUUAUUUGGUCGACUUCUCCAUCCAGCAAAAUGGACCUCAAAACGUGGUAAUCCGAUAGUGGCAGUCCUUUCUGCUGGGUUUCUUUGUUUGUUAAUUUUACUGAUUGGUAGAUUAAAUGCUAUCGCUCCACUUGUAUCUGUUCUAUUUUUACUGGCUUAUGCUUCGGUGAAUUUGGCCUGUGCUGGUUUAGAUGCUGCCUCACCACCAAAUUUCAGACCAACAUUUCGUUAUUUUAACUGGAUCACUUCAAUUUUGGGAAUGAUUGGUUGUUUCAUUAUGUGUUUAUUAAUUCAACCAAUUUAUACGGUAGUCGCAAUUAUUGUUUUAGGUCUACUUGUAUUUUCAUUAUAUCAGCGGCAUUUAGAAUCGUCAUGGGGUAAUAUUGGACAAGCGCUUUUAUUUCAUCAAAUCCGUAAAUAUUUAUUAUUGUUGGAUUCCCGUAAAGAUCAUGUUAAAUACUGGAGACUCCAAUUACUGUUACUUGUUGCAAAUCCACGUUCGUCAGCCUCACUUGUUCAAUUUAUGAAUAGUUUGAAAAAAGGUGGUCUUUAUGUAGUUGGUCAUGCAAUUUGUGGUGAUCCAGAUGAGUUCGUCGACCAAUCGGAUCCAUGUCUAAAUCAGCGUUGGUAUUGGACACAAUAUGUGAAAUAUUUGAAAACUAAAGCAUUUGUAGAAAUAACAAUUGAUCGAAGUGUACGCAGAGCGAUAUCACAUCUUAUUCGAAUUUCUGGUUUAGGUGCAAUGCGUCCAAAUACAGUGUGCUUGGGAUUUUAUGAUGAUAAGCCGUCAAUCGAUGUUUUAGCUAGGAUUUGGAAAGAACGUAAAGUAAAAAAAUUCAGUUCAUGGCCAAAUCAUAUUCAUUCAUAUAAUUCCACGGAAUUAAUCAUUAAUAAUAAUGAUGCCCAAACGACAAAUGCUUAUUUAAGCAGCAGUGAACUAUUAGCUAAUUUCGGUUCAGUUCCGAAUCAGGAUUCAAAUUCUAUUUCUGUCAAUCAGAAUAAUACAGAUAAUCAAUUUUAUGGUGACCAUCGUUCUGGUCGUCUUACCUCGCAGGAAUAUGUCAGCAUUAUUCGAGAAAUUCUCAAUAUGGAGACCAAUGUUGUACUUGCUCGAAAUUUCGACAGAGUAAUUUUUGAUGAAGGUAUGUCUGGUUGGGAUGCAACUCGACGCUAUUUCCGUAAUAUUUUUCAUACAAAUAACCGUUCACAACGGUUAAAUUCAAAUUAUAAUAAUGGUUAUGAUGCAGGUACAGUGAUGGAUGUUACUAAUUCAAUGUCUGAGAAUAAUCCAUAUAUAGUGGACACUUCAAAAGUUAUAUUCUUUGAUAUAUGGCCAAUUAAUCUUCUUGGAUUUUAUGGUGAGAAUUUAAAUCUACCAUCAUCUUCAUCACACGAAGAAAUUUACAAGCAAGUGAUUGAUCGUACUGGUCUUUUCCUCUUACAACUUGCCUGUUUAGUCGCUAGAUCACCCUAUUGGCGUAAACGUCGUCAUCCACCAAAACUACGUGCAUUUUUUCCACAGUUACGUACAAUGAAUCCACCUAAUGGAGAGGUUGUUACCGUAACUGACAAAGCACGUUCUCAAUUAUCAACUUUGUUGAAAAAUUUACGAAUUCCUGCAGAAAUACAUCUGGUUGAUAUGGAUAGUUCAAUGAUGAAAAAAAAUUCAAUGUUGAAAAAUAUUGAUGAUAAUAUUAAUAAUAACAGAAGAAUAAUCUGUUUAAACCAAUUAAUUUUGUCUCAUUGUCAUCCGAAUACAACAGCUUUAUUUCUCUAUUUGCCUAAACCAAGUUCAGAUUUAUCAUUAGCUGAUAUUUAUUUGAAUCAAUUGAAUAUACUAACCGAUACGUUACCGCCAACAUUGUUAGCUCAUGGUUUACAUGAGGUCACUUCAGCUGAACUGUAAUGAUUUAUUUUUGAUUUUGUGUCUUAAUAAGAGUUUAAAAAUGAGUGAGCAACAACAUAUGUAUUAUGUCUAUCUAGUUGUUUUUUUCUCUGAUUGAAUUCAAUAUUAAUUAUUUGUGUGUCCCUUUUGGAUUAAUACGGUGUUUUUUGCCAAGUGUCCAUGCCUUAUUUACUAUUUCGUUAACGCAAAAAGAUUAUAGUUGCCUUCCUUCAGUAUUUUUUUUAUAUUCACAUUUCUAUGAAUGGCUAACAAUUUCACAGUAAUUUUUAUUGUCAGUAGUGAGAUUCAACCAAAUGAUCAUUACUUUAUUAAUAAACAUAAACUGAGUCAUAAAAAUCCAUGAUUACAAGGUGUUUAUCAUCAGAUAAAUGAUGAAAGUACAGUUUUUGUUAUUCAUAUAUUAUCUUACUAAAUAAAUAAUUUCUCACACGCAUUGUUGGUUGUUUGAAGCCUAAAUUUGCUAGAUUGAGUAAUGAAAAAGAACAGUUACAAUUCUUCUACUAAAAAAACAGUUUGUUUCAAAUGUUAAUAUUUACCAUUACUUCAAUUGAGUGUUUAUUUCUUAUUGUGAAUUCAAAAUAUAAUUAGUCUAUGUUGAAUUACAUAUAUUAACACAUACACACACGCGUAAGGCAUGUUUAUGAACAGUCUGUUCAUGUUCCAAUCAUCAAUACAAUGUACUUCGUUGACCUAAUUGCUAUUUAUAUAUGUAUUUUGAUAAAUAAUGAUGAUUAGAGAAUAAGAACUUGGAUAGAAAAUCAAAAAAUAAACAGCAACAUCUAAAUAGCAUGUUGAUUCAUGAACUUUAUUAAUUGUCUGAAUGUAAUCAACCUAAUUACAUUUAAUCGUUUCUUUCUUCACUUUUUUAUAUUGUCAUGUUUAUAUGAUUUUAACUAAAUUUAUGGAUUUUGUAUUUUAAUAGAUGUGCAUUCAUUUUUCUCUUCUAAUCAGAAAUUUCUAUUUUUUAUUUUUGGUCAGCUACAAUUGCUUUCUUUUUUUUCUUUUCAAUUACGAUAAAUACAAAUAUAAACGGUGACAACUAAUUAAAACGUUUAUUAUAACAGAAAUGCUUGUUUUGUUUAUUGCGUAAACGAUGGUAUUAGUUGUUUGCAAUAACUGAUGUUCAUAUUUUCAUGAUACAAAUUAUUUACUUGACAUAUACUCUUGUUAAUUUAUUUUCUACAGAGAACGAUUAGAUCACUGAAUUGGUAUUAUAUGGUUUACAUUUCUUAUUUCAGUUAGUUUAAAAUAUUUCAUGACAAUCGUCCAUUACAGUAGGUGAUAUGUCUGAUA
This is a messenger RNA of Schistosoma haematobium, 4820 nucleotides long. RefSeq lists its product as uncharacterized. Gene Ontology annotation, molecular function: potassium:chloride symporter activity. The record is from RefSeq and is a predicted model, not a curated record. The transcript is spliced from 18 exons. Lineage: Eukaryota; Metazoa; Platyhelminthes; Trematoda; Strigeidida; Schistosomatidae. Gene Ontology annotation, cellular component: membrane. Bases 543 to 3527 code for a protein of 994 amino acids. Gene Ontology annotation, biological process: potassium ion import across plasma membrane; chloride ion homeostasis; cell volume homeostasis.